UGCAGCCUGUCCCCUCCCACUGCAGGCUGUCACCAAAGUUCACCCUACCUCAUCCCCUCUCUCAGCGGGCUGUCCCCGCAGUUCUUCAUAGCAGGCAGUCCCCUCGCCGAACCCAGCCAGCUUGCUCUGCAGUCCGGUCCGACUGGCAGGUGUGGCCUGUUCUCGGAGCUCCUCCCCGCUCCUAGCAUGUCUAUGUACUGCUCUCCCUGCUCUGCAGUCCGGUCCAGUCUUCAGUCCGGUCCUAUCUGCUGUAUGUCCGCAGUCUCUGGUCAUCUUCUGUAUUGUGUCCGCAGUCUCUGGUCAUCCCCUGUACUGUGUCCGCAGUCUCUGGUCCUUCCCUGUACUAUGUCCGCAGUCUCUGGUCAUCUCCUGUACUGUCCACAGUCUCUGGUCCUCUCCUGUACUGUGUCCGCAGUCUCUGGUCCUCUCCUGUACUGUGUCCGCAGUCUCUGGUCAUCUCCUGUACUAUGUCCGCAGUCUCUGGUCAUCUCCUGUACUGUGUCCGCAGUCUCUGGUCCUCUCCUGUACUGUGUCCGCAGUCUCUGGUCAUCCCCUGUACUAUGUCCGCAGUCUCUGGUCAUCUCCUGUACUGUGUCUGCAGUCUCUGGUCAUCUCCUG
Staurois parvus is the source of this 618-nucleotide messenger RNA. The record is from the annotation of a GenBank genome assembly. Lineage: Eukaryota; Metazoa; Chordata; Amphibia; Anura; Ranidae.